Molecule: messenger RNA, 1895 nt
Organism: Arachis ipaensis
Lineage: Eukaryota; Viridiplantae; Streptophyta; Magnoliopsida; Fabales; Fabaceae
Product: F-box protein CPR1-like
Molecular function (GO): protein binding
Source: RefSeq, a predicted model, not a curated record
UUUAAAGAGAGAGAGGGUGACACUCGAAUAGGAUAUAGAUGCAACGAAGUCAACCACGGAAGCAGCUGCAUGCGCACCACGUGGAAGCAGUACGAAGGUGACACUCAAAUGAGAUAUAGAUGCAACGAAGCCAAUCAUAGAAGUAGCUGCAUGCACCCCACGUGGAAGCAGUCAAGCAGUACGUGUGUAUUGUUCGAUUACUAAAAUCGGACCGCCCAAUUAUAGUCCUUUCAAUCGGUCCGUCCGAUUUAUUCUGCGUAAUCAUCACAAUCCAAUAAAACACCAUAUACCUCUGUAACCAUAUUAUAUACCAAUAAUCACUCCAUAUCAAAAUUAAAAAAACUCUUUAUAUACCCAUAAAUUUACAAAGAUGAAAACUAGGUGCAUGCACCUGAGUUUCCACAUAACAAUUUGGGGUUAAUGCUUUAUAAGUUUAUCUAAUAAUCCCUUGUGUUCACAAGCAGAUUCAAAUCCCGUGUUGUACCAAGGCAGAAACCCUAACAAAAGAACAAAGCUGAAGAGUGAUCGAUCAUGGAGGAGAAGAAGCAGAAGAGCAUUAACGACAUCCUUCCUCUUGACCUGAUUCAAAGAAUCUUACUGAGGAUUCCGGUCAAACAUCUCGGCCGCAUCAAGUGCGUUUCGAAGCUUUGGCACUCUCUCAUUUCCGAUCCACACUUUGCGGAAUCGCAUCUUCACCUCUCUCUUGCAUCCACCCAUGCGUGCAUCCACAAAAAAAACUCCACGGAAGCUUACCUUGUUCACCUAGAAGAAGCAUUCAACGACAAAAAUUAUAAAGUAAGAGAGGUAUCUUUCCCUUUCAAGAAGCCGCCACCUUCUGAGUUUCGUUUGAUGGGAUCCUGCAGAGGGUUUGUUCUCUUACACCAAGAGCCACACUUUUUUGUAGUAUGGAACCCACUCACCGGAUUCAGCAAAAUAGUAUCUUACUCUUGGUUAGAUAUUGUUCAUCGUACUAAGGGCAGGUACUUUAAAUUUUCCGGUAAUGCGAUGCUGUAUGGAUUUGGUUACGAUGCGACACUGGAUGACUACUUAGUUGUUAUAGCUUGGAUGGAUAGUAACUGCCAACUCUUAGAUUGCUUCUCCUUGAAAACCAAUUCAUGGAUUAAUCUUGAUGCUGCAGUCCCCAAACCAUUGGGUCUUACGGAGUGGCGAUCUCGUGGGUUGUUCUUGAAUGGCUCUAUUCAUUGGUUGCCUUACUAUCUUGAAAAACAUCACAGUGAUGGUCUUCUUGUAUUUGAUCUGAAGGAAAGAAGUUUCUCAAAGAUAUCUUUGCCUGAACAACUCAAAAUGCGUGAUGCUGCCACAUUUCUCAUACUAGGAGGGUUCCUAGCCUUGUGUUCUCAGGACUAUGUUGGAUGUAAAACACACAUAUGGGUGAUGAAAGAAUACAAAGUGCAUUCAUCUUGGACUUUGUAUGUGAUUCCUUGUUUAGAGUUUGAGCCUCUAUGCUUAUCCAAUGAUAGUGACGUUGUUGCAGUAAUAUAUAGAUCAUUAAAGUUUGCCAAAUAUAAUAUCAGAAAAGAACUGCUCCAACGUUUUAGAUGUCCUCAUUUUCAACUGCAGACUUACAACUGGACAUGGUGCACUGUAUAUACAGAGAGUCUCUUGCCGUUCCCUAGUAAUAGUAAGCAUAAGGAUAGGAAGAAGAAGAAAAAUGCUAUUUAACUAUUCUGCAUUGUGCAUCAAGUUGUAUUCAGAUCUGAGUUUUGACUAUCCAUGGUGAAACUUGAUUUAUCAAGUGCUUGGGGAAUCAUUAAUCACUGCCUUGCUUUCUAGAGUCUAGUCUUGUGGUGAGGUUUUAGGGUUUAGCUCUUUUUCAUAUCUAAAGCUGUGACAUUUUACUAUGAAAAUCUUAUACAUGCUUCGUUGUUUCUGCU